AAAAAUGAUGUGUUAUUAAUUGAAUGGAGAUACGAUGUGGGAAUGUGGUAGAGAAUACAAAUUAAUAGAUGGCAGAUGGGUCGAAGCAGAUAAAUUAAAUAAGAUUAAUUAGGCAAUAAAAGAAACUAUAAACGAGAAAUAAACUGAAUAAUAAAUGAUAAACCAAAAUUAAGAAGAUAUUUAAAAAGUUUAGAUUUAAUAGGAUGUAAAAGAUUAAGAAGAUAUCUAAAAUCAGUAAAAAGAAAAACAAUCAUAACUAGAUAAAGAUUAGAAAUGAUAUAGAUAAUUUGAAUUAUUUAAAUAGCAC
Paramecium sonneborni is the source of this 307-nucleotide messenger RNA. The record is from the annotation of a GenBank genome assembly. Lineage: Eukaryota; Ciliophora; Oligohymenophorea; Peniculida; Parameciidae.